Penicillium oxalicum is the source of this 2469-nucleotide messenger RNA. RefSeq names its product putative histone-lysine N-methyltransferase (Ash1). NCBI's taxonomy places the organism in Eukaryota, Fungi, Ascomycota, Eurotiomycetes, Eurotiales, Aspergillaceae. Bases 1 to 2469 code for a protein of 822 amino acids. Gene Ontology annotation, cellular component: chromatin; nucleus. The transcript is spliced from 4 exons. Gene Ontology annotation, biological process: regulation of DNA-templated transcription. Gene Ontology annotation, molecular function: protein binding; histone H3K36 methyltransferase activity. The record is from RefSeq and is a predicted model, not a curated record.
AUGGCGCGUUUGAAUCCCCAGAUUUCCGCGCUCGCAACUCCCGCAAUCGCCGAUGAUCCCUCUCACGACCAGCAUGAGCCCGACGACACAACGAGCCUCGAUGUACCAGUACAGCUUCUGACGCCGGAGAAUAGCCGCUCAGAAACUUCCAGCAACAAUGAGGUUACGGUAGCUGAAGAGAAAGUGGCACCCCGCCGGAGAUCUACACGCGUAGCUCGCGCUUCACUGCAGGCGACUGAAGCUGAAGAGAUCACCACCCCCUACAUUGAAGAUACAGCUGCGUCAAGUAGCCAAGCAUAUGUUGAUAGCCUUGUCGAGGCAAAGCGAACACGCUCGUCACUGCGUCACAGUAUAGCUGUGAUGGAGCGUUCGAAUGACAUUGCGCCCCCCGACGAUAAUACCACGAUGGCCGACUACAACCCCCCACUACCUAAUACACCUUCCUCAAAUACCUCACAAGACCAACCAGUGGAUGACGUGGCAUCUUCGACUCAGCAGCGCACCCUGCGCAAACGUGUGGCAAAGGUGCUUGCCGAGGUAGCGAAAACACCCCAGUCUGAAACAGCGCCGCAACCCAAUUUGCAAGGCCCUGUGCGUAAAUCGACGCGCCUCAGUCUCGUGAGCAAGCCGCUUGAUUUGUUGGAGCGAACGAGCGCCGUGCUGGGUAAACGAUCACGAGAGUUGAGCCAAAAGAGUAAAGAGCCAAGUCGUCGCUCUAGUCUUCGUCCUCGGGUCACUGCACCAAAGCAGGAUGCGCUUGCCUCAGCACCCGAGCCUCCUGCCGCGAAGAAGCGCCGGGUUUCUGAGAGCGACUUAUCCAAAUUACGUGACAUUGAAGCUGAGGUCCCGUCUGAGGAACCCACCGCGCCUCCCCCUCCACCUCGAUACAAGCCCAAGAAAUGGUUGGCUCACGGGCUAUACACGGGACAAGAGCCUUCCGAUUCUCCUCCGAAGCAACGACGCAGUAAAAACUCUUCAAAAACCACAACCAGACCCGCGCAAAGGCGCCUGCUUCCCAUGCCCAUGUUUGGUGGUGCUCGACUGAUCCAAAGUGGCAGAGAUUACGUAUUGCCAUUUGAUGUCUUUUCACCACUUCCGCCAGGUCAACCGAAACCGGAUGAAUGGCGCAAGACCAACAAGAACGUUUUUGUUGGCGACGCGGCUAGUGAGUGGAAAGCGAACAAGAAAUUGGAGCUUUCCACCUGCAUGUGUGAAGAGGAUACAGGCUGUGAUGAGAACUGCCAGAACAGGUACAUGUUCUACGAAUGCGACAGCGGCAACUGCAGACUUGGUCCAGAGUGUGGAAACCGUAAUUUCAGCGAGCUCAAGCAUCGAACGAAGGCCGGUGGCAAGUACAACAUUGGCGUGGAGGUGAUCAAGACCUCCGAUCGCGGAUACGGUGUUCGAAGCAACAGGACAUUCGAGCCGAACCAGAUCAUCGUAGAGUACACCGGAGAGAUCAUCACACAGUUUGAGUGUGAGAGGCGCAUGCGGACGGUGUACAAGAACAAUGAGUGCUAUUAUCUCAUGUACUUUGAUCAGAAUAUGAUCAUUGACGCCACGAGAGGAUCAAUUGCUCGCUUUGUGAACCACUCGUGCGAGCCUAACUGUCGCAUGGAAAAGUGGACUGUUGCUGGCAAGCCACGGAUGGCCCUGUUCGCAGGGGAUCGUGGUAUCAUGACUGGGGAGGAGCUAAGUUAUGACUAUAACUUUGACCCUUACUCCCUCAAGAAUGUUCAGCAAUGUCGCUGCGGCUCGGAGAAUUGCCGAGGUAUCCUCGGUCCACGGCCAAAAGACAAAGAUCAGCGAGCGAAGCUGGAAGAAAAGGCACAGGCUGAAAAGGAGGCCAAAAAGCCGCUGGGGAAGAAGCGCAAGCUGGUCGACGCGGAGAGUACAGCUUCGCAGAAGGGGAAGAAGCGCAAGGUGCUCAAUGCCAAAUCGAUCAAGGCCAGCGUCAAGAAGGUCGUAUCCAAAGCCACGGCGCGCGGGAAAGCAGGUACAACAAAGUCAGCCAAGGCUACGACGACAUCAAGUCGGUCGAAGACGACGAAGGCAGUGAACCUGCCCAAGGUCAAAGCCGCGUCGCGAGUCAAGGCGACUGUUGAAAAGGGACCUCGGUCAAAGGGAAAGGCUGCUAAGACCACCACAGCCUCUUCAGCGAAGGGAUCCUCGGUCCUAAAGCGUCCCUCGCUUGAGACCAAAAAGAAGAUUCUAGCGCGGGCCAAGGGCACUAGCCGCGCUUCGCCCAAGAAAUCACCUGCGAAGCCCAAGAAAGGCCAGACAAAAUCGCCUCGCAAACCUGCUGGGAAAAAAGCGCUCGCAAAAAGUCCGGCGAAGUCUCGGGUGCCCACUUCAAAAGUGAAGAAAUCCGGCACUGCUCCUGCGCCCAAGGCGAAGCGAACUCUAGCAGGCAGCGUGAAAAAAGUUACGAAAAGCGUGAUCCGUGCAGUAAAGGGAAAGUCUGCUUGA